Penicillium atrosanguineum is the source of this 1197-nucleotide messenger RNA. RefSeq names its product fungal specific transcription factor domain-containing protein. Gene Ontology annotation, molecular function: DNA binding; zinc ion binding. Bases 1 to 1197 code for a protein of 398 amino acids. The transcript has a single exon. Gene Ontology annotation, biological process: DNA-templated transcription. Lineage: Eukaryota; Fungi; Ascomycota; Eurotiomycetes; Eurotiales; Aspergillaceae. The record is from RefSeq and is a predicted model, not a curated record.
AUGUUUCUAGACGGAUGGCAGUUUCACAAUCCUCGGCCCUCUAGCGACUUUCCCAGUAACAACUUCCCGUCGGCCUCAGACCGACAAGCUAGUGGAAAGGGUCUACUGCCCAGACAACUCGGCUCGACGGAUAUCAUCUUGGCGGUAGCCAUAUUGACCCUGGCCGUAUCAGGCGGCCAUUACAAAGCCGAUUGUUUGAAAUGGCGAGACAAAUUGAUUCGCUUAGUUCGAGCCAGUGGGUUGACCAUGGAAGACCAAGACAUCGAUCUUGGUCCUGUAUUUUGCGGCCUCUAUAACGGCGACUCCACUUUCAAGAGAUGGUUCAUUGCUAAAGAAGAGCGCCGUCGCCUGUUCUGGCUCGUCUACUGCUUAGACCGACACUUGGCAUUGUCUUUUAACAUGAAUCUCAAUUUAUCAGAAGGCACAUUCUGUGUGCGAACACCCCUACCGGAAAGCUUAUGGCAAACACUUCACUCCGCCGACCUCAACUGCCUUCCAAGUUGCCCAUUAGGUCCUCCGACGCAGGUGUCAGGAACUGGGUUCUUCGAAUACUUUCUCCCCCUUGCUCGAGUCUUGGGACACAUCAUCGACCUACACCACACUCGCAACCACCCGACUCUAGGAGAAUUUGUUUCACAAGAUGCAGUUCGUCGGCUCGAAAGCAUGGUAUCCCAAUGCGAACAAGACUUGACAGAACUGGAACUUCGGCCGGGUUUAUUUCCCGGGGAAUCGUCCGCUAAACUAGCCCUGGUCAAGGCCUACAGCACUUAUUUACUGCACGUCUUCUACAUCCUGCUUCACGGAAAAUGGGAUCCGAUAUCAAUGAUCGAGGAUAACGAUGACUGGAUCACAUCGGAGAGCUUCUUAACCUGUGCUUCUCACGCAUUAACUGCGACUGGCGUGGUAUCUCAAAUACUUGCACUAGACCCAGAGAUGGCGUUUAUGCCGUAUCUCUUUGGCAUCUACCUUCUCCAAGGAAGUUUCAUCUUGCUUCUUUUUGUAGACCGUAUGCCCGAACUGGGUCCGAAUCGAUCGGUGGAGGAGGUCUGCGAGACUAUCAUCCGGGCCCAUGAAGUGAGCGUCGUCACUUUGGAUACCACAUUCCAGGUAAUAUUGAACAGCCUCAAGGGACUUCUAAAUACUAAUAAGUCUUCUACAGAAAAACUUCCGAAAGGUAUUCCGCUCUAUGUUGUAUGA